AUGGCACUACGCUAUUGCUAUGCAUCUAGUCAUAUCCUAGGCAUUAUUAUGUCUAACCCUAAAUCCUAUGAUGACAUUCCCAUUUUAGAUCUUUCUCAGCCAUUGCAGCCCUCUUCUCUAUUCUCUCUGUAUAAAGCAAGCAAAGAGUGGGGGAUUUUCCACAUAAUCAACCAUGGAAUCUCCAAAGAUCUUUGCAACCAGAUCCAGUCACUGUCCACACACCUCUUCAGCCUUCCUUUCUCAUCUUUAAAAUCCUACACCCCUCAUUUCAUUGCCUCUCCAUUCUUUGAGAGCCUCCGAGUUAAUGGACCCAACUUUUAUACUUCUGCUAAUAGUUCUGCUGAAAUUCUCUUUGACCAAAAGGACUCCAAAUUCAGUGUGAUAAUGAAAGAAUAUUGCAGCAAGAUGGAAGAUUUGUCUAAGAGAAUUCUAAAGAUUGUGUUGAUGAGCAUAGGGGAGGGCAUUGAGAAGAAGUUUUAUGAUUCUGAGUUCAAGAAGUGCCAGGGUUACUUGAGAAUAAACAAUUACUCAGCCCCAGACGUUACAGAAGACCAAGUUGAGGGGCUUGGAAUGCACACUGAUAUGAGUUGUAUUACCAUCUUAUACCAAGAUGAGAAAGGAGGGCUUCAGGUGAGAUCAAACGAGGGAGAGUGGAUAGGUAUAAGCCCAUCUGAAGGAACCCUAGUGGUGAACAUAGGGGAUAUGCUGCAAGCAUGGAGCAAUGAUAAACUAAGGUCCUCAGAACACAGAGUUCUUUUGAAGCAUCAUUUGAACCGGUUUUCUCUAGCAUUCUUUUGGUGCUUUGAAAAUGAUAAGGUGAUUUUGGCACCAGAUGAAGUUGUUGGAGAAGGAAACAAGAGAAAGUAUAAACCAUUUGUGUGCUUGGAAUAUUUGAAAUUUAGAGAGAACAAUGAAAAGGGAAGAUUCGAUAAGGUGGGUUUCACAGUCAGAGACUUUGCUGGGAUCGAGGCUCAAUUGUAA
Messenger RNA from Sphenostylis stenocarpa, 981 nucleotides. NCBI's taxonomy places the organism in Eukaryota, Viridiplantae, Streptophyta, Magnoliopsida, Fabales, Fabaceae. The record is from the annotation of a GenBank genome assembly.